GAGUUAGUAAGCCCACCCAUUAAGCAGGCGGACGUCUUGGAAAGCCGGCAGGGGUGACGCAAGGAGAAUCGGAGUUUUACUCGCUCUGCGCCAAUGACGGGCGGGGCUGCCGCCGCUUCGAGACCUACUUAGGUCAUGAUGAAAGGAGGACUCGGAAGGUGGCAUGGAUCGGAGAUAAAAAGCUAGAUAGCUGGGAGGCGUAUAAAGAGGCCUGUCUACUCGGUGCUGGAUGGAUACAUUUCUCAGGCUUUGUUUUACGCUUCUCUUGGGACGGCUGCAUUCUUCAACUGAUUGACUUACCCGAUUCGCUCGCAUUCUUGAGUUGGAUUGUGACACGGAGACUUGAGAUAACGCAAUGGCGCCCUCGAUCCCUAAGACCUGCCGCGCCGUCGUCCUCGAGAAGCCCGGCGCGCCGUGGGCUAUCAAGGAGGUGCCGGUUCACGAGCCGGGCCGCGGCGAGGUCUUGAUUAAGGUGCAUGCGUGCGGCGUGUGCCAUUCGGAUGCUUUUCUGCAGCAGGGGGCUUUUGGGCCUUUAGGUACCUUCCCGCGCAUCCCCGGCCAUGAAGUCAUCGGCACCGUAGCCGCCGUCGGCCCUGACGAGAAGAAGUGGAAGGUCGGUGACUUGGUCGGCGGGCCAUGGCAUGGUGCUCACGAUGGGCUGUGCAAGGCGUGUAAUCGCGGGUUGUACCAGAUGUGCAAGAACGGGCUCAUCAAUGGCGUGAAUCGGGACGGUGGAUAUGCCGAAUACUGCACCCUCCGCACCGAAGCCGUCGUCCGUAUCCCAGCCGGCGUGGACCCCGCCGAAUACGCACCACUCCUGUGCGCCGGCGUCACCGUCUUCAACGGCAUCCGCAACAUGAACAUCAUUCCAGGCGACACAGUUGCUGUUCAGGGUCUUGGUGGGCUGGGCCAUCUUGCGAUUCAGUAUGCGCGGCGCAUGGGAUACCGGACCGUCGCGCUGUCGACGAGCAGCAACAAGAAAGACUUUGCAAUGCAGCUCGGCGCGAAUGAUUACAUCGAUACGAGCAAGGAAGAUGCGGCGGAGGCGCUGCAGAAGAUGGGCGGGGCGAGCUUGGUUGUGGUGACGGCGCCGAAUCCGGAGGUCAUGGGUCCGUUGGUCAAGGGCCUGGGGCCGCUGGGGAAGGUGUUGAUUCUUGCUCCUGUUGGCGAGAUCCCGGUCGACACUGUUUCGCUCGUCAUGAAUGGUACCUCGGUCCAUGGAUGGCCAUCUGGGCAUGCCCUCGAUAGCGAGGAGGCGAUCAGCUUCGCUCAGUACCAGGGCGUCAAGUGCAUGGUGGAGAAGUUCCCGUUCGAUAAGGUGGAGGAUGCGGUGAAGCAUAUGGAGAGUGGCAAGGUGCGCUUUAGGAGUGUCAUCGUGAUGGACUAAGAAAGUGCUCGGGCUGUUUAACUGACGAAAAUAAUGGAAACAAUGAAACUACCGUAGUUCAUGCGCUUACCAUUGCUUUCCCAUAUUGUGGGAGAAGCAGCUACGUCGCUGGGGUAUUGACGGCCGUCUCGCAGUGGCUAUGCGUCCGACGAGAAAAUGGCGAAGGGGAUGCCUCAUGCGAUAUAUUGAUG
Messenger RNA from Trematosphaeria pertusa, 1578 nucleotides. Its product is annotated as alcohol dehydrogenase. The transcript is spliced from 4 exons. The coding region runs from base 356 to 1387 and encodes 343 amino acids. Lineage: Eukaryota; Fungi; Ascomycota; Dothideomycetes; Pleosporales; Trematosphaeriaceae. The record is from RefSeq and is a predicted model, not a curated record. Gene Ontology annotation, molecular function: oxidoreductase activity.